AAAAAAAACCUUGUUGCUCUUUCUCCUUCUUCACUUUCUCUCUGUUCUCCGGUUAAGAGUGUAAGAAAAUGGAAACGAAGCGUCCUGAGAUUGCGAUUCUGGGAGCAGGUACAUUCGUGAAGAGCCAGUACCUUCCAAGACUCUCCGAGAUCUCUCAUCUCUUCAUCCUCAAAGCCAUUUGGAGCCGCACUCAGGAAUCAGCAAGAUCUGCGGUGGAAAUAGCUCAUCGGAACUUCGCCGGAGUGGAGUGUAAGUGGGAAGAUGACGGCCUCGACGACAUCAUCCACGACGGAUCCAUUACUGCAGUCGCUGUCGUUUUGGCUGGGCAAAAUCAGGUUGAAAUCUCACUGAGGAUGCUAAAAGCUGGUAAACAUGUCCUUCAAGAGAAACCUGCGGCAUCUUGUAUAAGUGAGCUGGAAACUGCAUUAUCUAACUACAAAUCUAUUUGUGCUGAUGCUCCUCGUCAAUUAGUUUGGUCUGUGGCUGAAAAUUAUCGAUUUGAGCCUGCCUUAGUAGAGUGCAAGAAACUUAUUGCUGACAUUGGGAAGAUGAUGAGUGUCCAAGUUAUUAUCGAAGGGUCAAUGAACAGUUCAAACCCCUACUUUUCAAGCUCAUGGAGGCGCAAUUUCACUGGAGGCUUCAUUCUUGAUAUGGGUGUGCAUUUCAUUGCAGGCUUAAGAAUGCUUGUUGGGUGUGAGAUAGUUUCGGUUUCAGCUAUGACAUCUCAUGUUGAUUUGACCUUACCACCGCCCGAUAACAUAUCAUCGGUCUUUCAUUUGGAGAAUGGAUGUUCAGGAGUAUUUGUAAUGGUUGUCUCCUCCAGAUCACCCAAGAUCUUGUGGCGAGUUGUUGGCUUGAAUGGAACACUACAAAUUGAGCGUGGAUUUCAAGGACAACAUGGUUACCUGGUUUCAUCGUAUGGUGCUGAUGGACAAUGCAAAAGCUCCUUUUUCCCAUUCAGUGGUGUAACUGAAGAAUUAAAAGCUUUUCUUAAUGAUGUAUCUGAAAGCAACCCUGAGAAGGGCAAUAACUUUGUGGCUGAGCAACGCCUCUCUUUUGUGGAGGGUGCGAGAGAUGUUGCUGUUUUAGAGGCAAUGCUUGAAUCUGGAGCAAGGCAGGGUGAGCUAGUUCAUGUGAAAAAUUUCUGAGGUAAUCAUGGAACUUUUUCCAUUGGCCAAAUAAUUCAAUAUCUGUGCAAUAUUUACUUUGUAUUGGUCCAUGUAGGCAUGAGUAUGGCAAUAAUAGAUGAAUAAGCUGUUGUUUAAAGAAUUACUCGGAGCAAUGUGAUUGGAUGAAGUUCUAAGUAUUUGUAUGCAUUUAUUGAUUCCUCUUGUUUGUAAUGUAAAUUCUACUUUUGACUCAUCAUGUUUAUGCACACAUGGGAAGGGAUUCACUUUC
Molecule: messenger RNA, 1398 nt
Organism: Lotus japonicus
Lineage: Eukaryota; Viridiplantae; Streptophyta; Magnoliopsida; Fabales; Fabaceae
Exons: 12
Coding region: 69-1148 (359 amino acids)
Biological process (GO): NADPH regeneration
Cellular component (GO): cytoplasm
Molecular function (GO): nucleotide binding; oxidoreductase activity
Source: RefSeq, a predicted model, not a curated record